UAUUUGUUACCGAUAAUUGUUUCUGAAACAAAGUCGAACUGACCUAAGUUUCUUCCAUUUUUCUGCGAGUCCUUUUUUCUCAAUCCAAAUCUUCCCUUUGGGAUUCCAUCACUGACACCACGGAAACACCAGCGGAAAGAACAGCACCACCACACCUAUGUCCGCUCAUGAUUUCCAUCUCCACCCAAAAUAGAGACGAACUGAAAUAUGGCUAGGGUUUAGUUAUUUUGGGGAUUUAGUUGAGACCAAGAUUAUUUUCACUUGCCUUAAUUUUCAAACCACUUCCAUGGUCGAAUGGAUCCUUUUUCCCCUUCAGGUUCACAAAAUUGUCGACAAGUUUUUCUGAUUUUCAUUGAUUUUUAUUAUUUUAAAUUCCCAUUUUUCCAUCGUCCCCAAAUCGACUCAAUAUAAACCCAAGGAAAGAAUGGAAACGGAAGUACAGCAUGAUCAAUACUCAGCACGGAUUGCAACUAAUUGGAAGCUUACAUUUCAAACUAAUUUUGUUGGUGAUGGGUCUAAAAGCUCGAAAGCUGAUUACUCGGGAAGGUACCGCCUCUGCAAGCAGUAUCAUCGUGGACAACAGAAUUAUAAAGCAGAGUUUGGAAGACAGUGGAAGCAUGAAUCGGUUUUCCAGAUUCUGAAGACCUAUAAACCCGACUACAACCCAUCGGUGAAUAAUGAUGAUGGAGAUGGUACUUCCACUCAACCUACUCAACAGACUCAAGCUACGCAAGACAAUGAAGCUGAUACUAUGUAUGAAGAUUUUGAAAAUAUGGCAAGGUUUGGUAGAUCAUCAUCUACUCAUAAUUCUGAAACCUCAGACAUAUCUCUUAGAAGACGUUAUUUUGAACAAACAGAUGACGUUAGAAGUGCAGGGAGAGAUCAAGCAAAGAAAAGGGCUUGUGAGGCUAAAGCAUCGCAGAAAGCAGAUGGAAAAAUGGAUAAACUCAUCGAACUUUUUGAAAACGCACAAGCACAAAGGGUUUCCAAGUAUGAAACUUAGGAAGAGUACAUGAAGAAGAACAUGGAAAGCUCUUCAAUCCUGGUACAAACACACAAAGAGAAUCGGACAUGAAGAUCCUACGCCAAAACUUGAAUGAAUUAGAGGAUUCGGAGAAACCCGUCUACAAAAUAUCGAAGAACGAGAUUUUGGCCCGUCAUGGAUUUCCACUUAUUCCAUAAAUUAAAGUGAUAUAUUAGUAAUAAUUUAAGUUAUUUAG
Papaver somniferum (opium poppy) is the source of this 1220-nucleotide messenger RNA. RefSeq lists its product as uncharacterized. Bases 425 to 1003 code for a protein of 192 amino acids. The transcript is spliced from 3 exons. The record is from RefSeq and is a predicted model, not a curated record. NCBI's taxonomy places the organism in Eukaryota, Viridiplantae, Streptophyta, Magnoliopsida, Ranunculales, Papaveraceae.